GCUACGUGCGCCCAAAUUCCUCUUUCGACGAAUUUCCAGAACGAUGUUUCCAGAACGGUGCUGUGCACGCGGCACAUGUAAGUCAGACAGUCAACAAAAUGAUGUCCGCAGAAUAUGAAGGUGAACGAACAGCUUUUGAAAGACAAGCUAAAUACACACGACAAUAGAAACCAGAAGAAGAGGGCGACACCUGUUACAGCUGUUGCGGCAGUAUACGCCAAAAGCAGAACCUGACACUGAACUACACUUCCAUUGACUGCAAAAGUUUUUUGUCAGUAUGCUGCUGGCCUUCUUCAUGUCUCUGAUAUGUCCUUGCUUGGGUGGAACAGGAUUGGAAUUUCGCGGCAGGAGAACAUCUCAGGAUGUUUGGCCCUGGUAUGAUGAAUAUGAAGACCAGUACGCUUGGAAUGGCCGGGAAUCCCACCACAAGCUAAAGUCUGGUAAUGUCUAUUGUCCGGAGAGGAUAUUUUUCUACGAGUGCUUCGGACUUAUGUUCAAGAAGUCAUGCUAUUCGCACUAUGACUGCAAAUAUUUCUGUUGCGAAUAUGGCUGCAAGAACUUCUGUUCCGAAGACUACUAGUCCCGAUAUUGCUGUGGGCUCCCGCUCCCGUGCACGCCACGCAAUCGAGCAACGAUGCGAGAGAUGCAGCACGAAGAUUCUGUUUGAUGUGCACUGUAAUAAACACUAAGAACUUA
Molecule: messenger RNA, 696 nt
Organism: Ornithodoros turicata
Lineage: Eukaryota; Metazoa; Arthropoda; Arachnida; Ixodida; Argasidae
Exons: 5
Coding region: 278-580 (100 amino acids)
Source: RefSeq, a predicted model, not a curated record